UUAAUUUGUAUUAUAUCAAUUAAUAAAUAUACAAAAUAUGAUCAAAAUAGAUUUAAAGAACUUAAUAACGAAGAUAAUGAAAUUGCACUUGAAAAAGAAAGAGCAGAAAAGAAUAAAUUAAAAAUAAAGAUUCAAGAACUAAGUAAAGUAAUUGAUGAACUAAGUGAAGGAUUACAAUCUACAAAAUCAUACAACAAGGUAUUACAGGACCAAAUAGAUCAAUUAUUAUUAGAGCAGGCUUCGAAUAAUAUGGGUGGUUCUAAUGGAAUUUUAUCAAUGGCAGAUGAAUUGAAAGCUUCAAAUAUUUUCGAAAGAAAUUAUCAAGAAGAAAUCGAUUCCAUGAAGGCGGAAAUGGAGCAACAAAUUCAAACAUUCUCAGAUCGACAAGUUCAAUAUUCAUUGGAAUUAGAAACUAAAGAGAAAGAAUUGUCAGUUAUCAAAGGAGAUUUUGAAAGCAAGAUAUUGGAUUUAGAGAACCUUUUACAAGAGCGUUUAAAUUUAAUUCAAGAGUAUUUAGCACGUAUAGAAGAGUUGGAUAGAAAUGUUGGUGACCGUGAUUCAAAACUACAUGAAAAAGAUAAAGUUAUUCAAGAUAUUGAAAAGAAUAUAAUUGAAAAAGACAAAUUAAUCAGUGAACAAGUUGAAUCAAUUAAAUCAGUUCAACAAUUACUUUUAGAAAAAGAAGCUCAGCUUUUAGAAAAAGAUAAAGAAAUUAAGGAAUUAGAUCAAAAGUUAAAAGAAAACCAGGAAACAAUCAAAGAAACACAACAAUUACUCGAAAGCAAAGAUCAACACAUUAAAGAAUUAAAUCAAAAAAUUCAACAAUUUGAAAUUACAAUUAGAGAUCUUGAAUCAAACUCAUCAGCUAAAGAUGAAUUACUCAAAGAAAAAGACGGUUUAAUCAAAGAGAAAGAGCAAUUAAUAAAAGAAAGAGAUCAAUUAAUUAAGGAAUGGGAGUCCAAAGUAAAUGAAAAGGAUCAGGUUAUUCAAGAAAAAGAUAAAUUACUCUCAGAGAAGGAAGAGCAAUUUAAAUUAAGAAUUAAUGAGUUCGAGCACAAUAUCGAUUCUUUCGAGACCAUGUUAAAAGAGAAACAAGACACAAUCAAAAUGCAAGAUGAAAAGAUUAAGGAGUUACAAGAAUCUAUAAGCCAAAUUAAAUCAGAAUUAACAGGUAAUGAAAAUGAACUCAAGAACAAGAUCAACGAUUUAAUGAGCAAAUUUAAUGAAAUGGAAUCAAUCUCAAACGAAAGAUUAGAAACUAUUAAAGAAAAAGACCAAUUAUUAUUAGAAAAAGAAAAGCAGUAUCAAACAUUACAACUCGAAUUAGAAAAACUUUCAAACUCCACCAACCAAGAAAAAGAUCAAUUAUCAUCACAAUUACAACAAUUAGAAUCGAAAUUAACAGCAAUCACAAAUGACCAUGAUCAAUGUAGUUCAAUUAAACAACAAGAAAUCAACAACUCUAUUCAAUUGGUUAAAGAGCGUAUUGAGCAUCAAUAUUCAGUAUUAUUAGAAGAGUUCCAACAACGUACAGCUCAAUAUAAUGAUAGAUUUAAUAAACUUGAACAUCAAUCUAGAGAAUCAAUCCUUGGAAAAUGUAAAGAGGUCGAAGAAUUAAUCAAUCAAGUAUACCAUCUCCAGGGUCAAGUUAAGCUUUUAGAAAGCACAAUCGAACAAUUAAAAUCUCAACAUACACAAGAUCAAGAAAAAUCUGAAAAUCUCAUCAUCGAACUAUUAGAUAAAAAAGAAGAGUUGGACUCUAUGGUCAAUGAAAAUAGUCAACUUAAAACUGAAGUAGAAGAUCUUCGUGUUAAAAUUGAAGAAAAGAAUAGAAAACAUCAAGUACUUAAACGUGAACUUUCGAUGCAAAUGGAUAUGUUGGCAUCAGUAGAACAACAAAAGAAAGCAGAAAAGGAAGAAGAAGAAAAGAAAAGAUUACUUGUUGAACAAGCCAACAAAAUUGUAUUACCAACACAAGAAAAAGAUUACUAUAUCGAAGAAGAAACUCCACUUAUUCAAUAUGUUAACUCUGUUGAAUCACUUUCUAACGAUCCACACAUCAAAAAUGUUUUCCCAAUCGAUCCAACUAAACACAUCAUUCACUCUUUCUAUAAUGGUGUUUUACUCGGUAAAUUGGUAAAUUUCGCUCGUGAAGGAACAAUCGAUGAGAGAGUACUCAAUAUUGAUCCAUCAAAUAAUAUCGAAAUUGAUCAAAAUUUAAAUCUAGUUUUCAACUCUGCCAAAGCUAUUGGUUGUGUUAUCCCACCAACAAUUUCGCCAUCAACAUUAAAAUCAGAUCCAAAAGAAAUGGUUAAUCUCUUGUACGAAUUAGUUAGGGUUCAAAUUACAUCAACUAUUAAUAUCCAUAGCUACCCUACAUUACUUGUACUUAAAGAAAGUAAUGAGGAUCUAAAGCAUUUCUUUGUUCAAUCUGCAAGCAAGCUUUUAUUACGUUGGUUCAUGCACCACCUCGAUUUAGAUAAAACCAAGCUUACUCUUGAACAAUUAGCAAGUACUCCAGCAAAUUUAAUCAAACUUUUCACCAAAAUCGACAAGCAAUUACAAGCUCCAUCAUUUUCAAAUCAACCAGAUCAAUCAAAUAAACUUGUAGAGGAAUAUGAAUGGAUUUUAGAUCAAUCUAAAAAUAACUUUAAUAUUUUCCAAUGGCUAAGUUUUGAAUCAAUUCAAAAUAAAAAUCCAAAACUAAUUUAUUUAUUUUUAUCAAGUCUAUUUAAAUCAAAUAAAGGUAUUGGUAUAAAAGAACCUGAAACCAAAGAAAUCGAAAAACAACAAAAAUUAGUAGAACAAGUCAUUAAAGAUGUUGAAGGUACAAGAGAAGAACGUGCAUUCUGUAUGUGGAUGAACUCACUUAAUAUUAAACCAUACGUUAACAAUUUACAACAAGAUCUUCAAGAUGGUUUGGUUAUGCUUCAAAUGUUCGAUAAGAUUAAACCAGGUUCAGUUAAUUGGAAAGAUGUCAACAUGAACCCAUCAAAUAAUUAUAUGGCUUUAGAAAAUUGCAACUAUAGUAUUUCAAUUGGUAAAAACCUUCGUUUCUCAUUAGUUGGUAUUGGUGGCAAAGAUAUUCAUGAAGGUAAUCGUAAAUUAACACUAGCUUUGAUAUGGCAAGCUUGUAAAUACCACUUUAUUUCACUCUUAACAAAUCUACGUUUAUCAAUGCAAAAUGAUCAACCAUUUACCGAAACUGAUAUCAUUGGUUGGGCAAAUAAACAAGUCGCUAAGCAUGGUAAAACCUCAUGUAUAUCUGGUUUCAAGGAUCAAUCUAUUGGUGAUGGUAAAUUCCUUAUCGACCUAUUAGACUCUAUCGAGAGUGUUGUAAAUUACUCCAUUGUAAAGAAUGGCGAAACCUUUGAAGAAAAGAAAUUAAAUGCUCAAUAUAUUAUCAAUGUUGCAAGAAAGAUUGGUUGUUGUAUUUUUGUUGUUUGGGAAGAUUUAGUAGAAGUAAAACCAAAGAUGAUUUUAACUUUUAUUUCAACUUUAAUGUGCUUUGAAUAUGAAAAAAACAGUAAACAAUUUUUAGAAAAUAAUAAUAAUAACAAU
Messenger RNA from Dictyostelium purpureum, 3561 nucleotides. RefSeq lists its product as uncharacterized. The annotation marks the transcript as partial. The transcript has 2 exons. Gene Ontology annotation, biological process: actin filament network formation; actin filament bundle assembly. Gene Ontology annotation, cellular component: actin filament bundle; cytoplasm; actin filament. Gene Ontology annotation, molecular function: actin filament binding. NCBI's taxonomy places the organism in Eukaryota, Evosea, Eumycetozoa, Dictyosteliales, Dictyosteliaceae. The record is from RefSeq and is a predicted model, not a curated record.